Messenger RNA from Sardina pilchardus (European sardine), 1663 nucleotides. It is a transcript of the gene insyn1, whose product is annotated as inhibitory synaptic factor 1. The record is from RefSeq and is a predicted model, not a curated record. Gene Ontology annotation, cellular component: postsynaptic density. The coding region runs from base 96 to 1415 and encodes 439 amino acids. The transcript is spliced from 2 exons. Gene Ontology annotation, biological process: inhibitory postsynaptic potential. NCBI's taxonomy places the organism in Eukaryota, Metazoa, Chordata, Actinopteri, Clupeiformes, Clupeidae.
GCCCCGCGCCCGUCCCUGUGCCCGCCGCGGCUGUGCCCGCCACUGCUGCCGCUGCCCCCGUCGUCGUGCCCCCGAGCCUGUGCCGCCUGUGAAGGAUGUCGGAGCGCACGGCAGUGCCGCCAGCGCCGGACGCCAGUGAGAGCCCCAGCCAGAGAGAGCUGAUCCGCAGCCACAUGAAGAUGGUCAUCGACCAGCUGGAGGGCAUCCUCAAGGAGCUCAAAGACGUGGCCCACGAGCUCAGAGAGGUGGUGGGUCAGAUCGACAAGCUGACGUCGGACUUUGACUUUGACCUGGAGCCGGACGACUGGACGGUGGCGACCGCGAGCAGCACGUCCAGCAGCGAGCGCGGCCUGGGAGAGGCCUUCCGCCUGGACUUCCUCAGCCACGACCUGCUCUCCGACAGCUGGGAGUUCUGCAACUACCUGGAGGCCUCGGCCUCUGCGUCUGCCUCUGCCUCUGCCUCUGCGUCCGCCUCCACCUCCACCUCCACCGCGCCCGGGGCCGGACCGGGAUCAGGAUCAGGAUCGGGUCCUGGGUCGGGGUCGGGGUCGAGACUCGCAGCGGGUGAUGGCGGAGGAGGACGAGGAGGUGGAGGAGGAGGAGGUGCGGUCACAAGGACAAAGUCGGUAGGCGUGAGAGCCUCCACGACGGCCGUUCAGACCGGAGACGAGAACUCGGACUCGGGGUCGGGGUCAGGACUGGGACCGGGCCGGACAGGGGGGUUGGUGUCCCCGUCCUCCCUGUCCCCUCCUCCGCCUCCCUCCACCACCACCACCGGCACCUCCACCGGCCCCACCUCGGCCUACUCGCAGAUGAACGGGGGCGUCCCGCUCAUCCCCAACGGCCCGCUGACCGUCACGCCGGACUCGUCCAGCGAGGAGGCGUCCAGCUCCACGCACAGCCAGAAGACGUCGCGCACCUCGGGCACAAGAGAGCGCGUGCGCUUCAGCGACAAGAUCCUGUACCACGCGCUGUGCUGCGACGACGACGAGGACGAGGAGGAGGAGGAGGAGGAAGAGGAGGAGGCGUACGGGGACGGAGAGGAGGACGAGGAGGACGAGGAGGACGAGGAGGACGAGAAGCGGGACUGCUGCACGCCGGACACCGACAGCGAGCUCAGCCCGCUCGCCUGCUCGCCCGUCCCGCCGCUCUCCUCGCUCAUCUCCUCCGCCGCCACGGAACAUUCCAGACUCCACAACUGUCUGACGGACCCGGCCUCGCUGGCGCCCUCCACGGCCCCGUCGCUCGUGGGCCGGCUGCCGCUGGGGUCUCACGCGCUGAACCGCAAGGGCCUGCUGCAGCCCUCGUGUCGGAAGAAGCUGCUGCGCAACAGCAGCACGCAGACUGUGUCCGACAAGAGCACUCAGACUGUCCUGCCCUACGUCCCUGCCAAACAGAAAACAAAGGACCACUGAGCGGACUCCGUACUUUGAAAAACGUAAAAGAGUACAAAGAAAAGAAACUAAAAAAAAUAUAUACUCUAUACGGAGAAAAAAGAACUGUAUACAUAUUUAAUACUAUUACAUAGAGCAUAGAUUAAUACACAAAAAUAAUUAAUUAAUUACUAAAAUAAAUAAAUGAUAUAUGGGAAUUAAAAAAAACACACUCGACUACCUAAAGUCAUUCUAAGGCUCAGGGAUCUACGGGUUGAGAUUAGCCAAGU